UCUAGGAACCCAACCAGCUGCAGAGAGGCAGGUGAUCGAUGGGAGUCCUUGAAAAACACAAGUAAAAGUUUGUGCUCGUGUCCCCACCGUAGCGGGCAAAAGCUUGAAGGCAUCACUUGUUUAGAAUAAGAACAAGAGAUAAAAGGAGGGAAGGAAGCAAUAGGCGCUAAAAAAGUAAAAGGAAAGAGAAAAAGAAAUGGAGGUACCGACUAAUUCCUGCAUGUAUGGGCGCAGCAGUGACGGGCUGAUGGGAUUUUCCGACGGUGGUAGCGCCAAAACCAGCAGUACUACCUCCACAACCCCGCCGAUAAUGAUGUCUCUCAUGACCAGACGUGGUGGUGGUGGUGGUGGUGGAAGUGACCGGCUUGACAGCAGCAUUCCACAGCCUAACAGCAGCAGCAGCAGCAACAACAACUCCACCUCCAGCGGCAGCAUCAUGGGCGGAAGCCAUGCACCGCCGCCGCUGCUUUCUUCUCCGAGCAACGGCUUCCUCCUCCCCCCUUCUUCUUCUUCGUCCUCCGCCUCCUCUCCCCACUUUCUUCUCCUCCCUCCUCCGGCGCCGUCCCACGACGACCAGAACUGCUAUGCCAUGGACGACAGCACCGGCUCCCUGAAGGCCAAGAUCAUGGCCCACCCUCACUACCCACGUCUCUUAACAGCUUAUGCCAAUUGCCAUAAGGUGGGUGCUCCGCCGGAGGUGAUAGCGCAAUUGGAAGAGGCGUGCGCGUCGGAGCAAGCGGCGAGCGCCGGCAGGGAGGGAGGCAGUAUGGGCUGCAUCGGCGAGGACCCGGCGCUUGACCAGUUCAUGGAGGCCUACUGCGAGAUGCUCACCAAGUAUGAGCAGGAGCUUACCAAGCCCUUCAAGGAAGCCAUGCUCUUCAUCAAUAAGAUUGAGUCUCAGUUCAAGGCCCUCACGCUGUCGUCCUCCCAGCCUGCAGGUUUUAGUGAAGGAGUUGACAGGAACAUGUCUGAAGAUGAGGUUGAUGCAAGUGAAAACCAGAUCGAUCCCCAGGCUGAGGAUAGGGAGCUCAAGGACCAGCUGCUGAAAAGAUACAGCGGGUACCUUGGCAGCCUAAAGCAGGAAUUUCUCAAGAAGAGGAAGAAGGGGAAGCUGCCAAAGGAGGCAAGGCAGCAGUUACUUGACUGGUGGGGCAGGCACUACAAGUGGCCAUAUCCGUCGGAAUCGCAGAAGCUGGCCUUGGCAGAAUCCACAGGACUUGAUCAGAAGCAGAUUAACAACUGGUUCAUCAAUCAGCGGAAGCGGCACUGGCGGCCUUCAGAAGAGAUGCAACUUGUGGUGAUGGAUGCUUCUCAUCCUCAUUACUACAUGGAUGAUAUGGCUGCUCACCAUUUCCCCAUGGAUUGCAGUCCCAUGCUUCUCUGAUGUGUGCCAAGGUUGUUCCAGCAGAUGGAACGGGAUAUCUUCUCUUGGACUAUACUGUCUUGGCUUCAGUUUUACCUGCUUUGCAUUAGAAACUCGCUAUUGCCACACUUUAAGCUAUACACAUUUCUGUUUAGGGAACUUGGUUUUCUUGCGCUCUCUGUUCAUAUGCCCAUGGGCUAUGGUUGUCGCAUUUUCAGAUUCUGAUUGUUGCUUCUUGUCUCUUGUCCGGGCAUGCUUGUGCAUGGACGAGUAGUUGCAAUACCAAGAACUCAUCCGGACGAUACUACCAAUAGUGGCGGUAUCUGUGGGCUAUUUCUAGUCCG
This is a messenger RNA of Nymphaea colorata (pocket water lily), 1707 nucleotides long. Its product is annotated as homeobox protein knotted-1-like LET6. Gene Ontology annotation, biological process: regulation of DNA-templated transcription. Gene Ontology annotation, molecular function: DNA binding; DNA-binding transcription factor activity, RNA polymerase II-specific. The record is from RefSeq and is a predicted model, not a curated record. The coding region runs from base 197 to 1384 and encodes 395 amino acids. Gene Ontology annotation, cellular component: nucleus. The transcript has 4 exons. Lineage: Eukaryota; Viridiplantae; Streptophyta; Magnoliopsida; Nymphaeales; Nymphaeaceae.